Molecule: messenger RNA, 8783 nt
Organism: Porites evermanni
Lineage: Eukaryota; Metazoa; Cnidaria; Anthozoa; Scleractinia; Poritidae
Source: the annotation of a GenBank genome assembly
AUGUUUGGAAGAAAAAAGAACGCGUUUGCGACAUACUCGAAAAGUAAGCCAGUUCAAGUUGCUACGAAGGACCACUUCCCUACUCCAGAAACGCCGGAUGACUUGUGGAUACCUUCUUCAAAAGACAAGUCGAACUCAAAACAAGCAGCUUUUCCCCCAGUGAAAGCUAAAGGCAAGUGAAUAUAUUUUGAAUUCAAAGAAGGGAUUUUCCUUUGAGCCUUAAAUGUGCGAGAAAAUGUAUGGCUGUUUUUGUUUUAUGUCUUUUAAUUAGUUCAUGGCAAAGGCGCUGAUGAACUGUGUAGAAAUUAAUGACAUUAAUGAUCAUGACCCAGAGUCGUUAGACUUGACCUGGAUUCCAAAAAUAAUCAAGUAUAAAACGGGGCAGUACCGCUGCAGGAGGCGCUGCAGGACAAAUAAUAGUGCGAGUUCGUCAUAUAAGCUUAAAGCUAUUCAACAGGCAUGCAUCCCAUCAUCCUGACCAAAUCGUCAAUCAGUCAAAAUUUUUCCCUUUCUUGAGUAUUGGAUGGCGGUUCUUUACACUUUCAUUUCACAAAUCUUCCAUCAUACAGUUGCUAAAUCCUGUAUCCUGUUCAUAAUUAUGAUACCGGAUCUCGCACCCCAUCUGCCCUAAAAUCAAAAUGGGCGAUUCCAGAAAAUAUCUAUACCAUACCAUGGACAGCUUCCACAUUUUCAUCUCCCAUUACCUUCAGAACUCCCAAGAUGUGUUAUCCCCCAUUCCCUUGGAAUUCUAUAAUCUUUAACCCCCCUCCUGUUUGGAUUUUCCAUAUUUUCGUCAAACCCUUNUUAAUGAUCAUGACCCAGAGUCGUUAGACUUGACCUGGAUUCCAAAAAUAAUCAAGUAUAAAACGGGGCAGUACCGCUGCAGGAGGCGCUGCAGGACAAAUAAUAGUGCGAGUUCGUCAUAUAAGCUUAAAGCUAUUCAACAGGCAUGCAUCCCAUCAUCCUGACCAAAUCGUCAAUCAGUCAAAAUUUUUCCCUUUCUUGAGUAUUGGAUGGCGGUUCUUUACACUUUCAUUUCACAAAUCUUCCAUCAUACAGUUGCUAAAUCCUGUAUCCUGUUCAUAAUUAUGAUACCGGAUCUCGCACCCCAUCUGCCCUAAAAUCAAAAUGGGCGAUUCCAGAAAAUAUCUAUACCAUACCAUGGACAGCUUCCACAUUUUCAUCUCCCAUUACCUUCAGAACUCCCAAGAUGUGUUAUCCCCCAUUCCCUUGGAAUUCUAUAAUCUUUAACCCCCCUCCUGUUUGGAUUUUCCAUAUUUUCGUCAAACCCUUCAGACCUACUGGCAGGAUUCGAUGAUAUGUGUUGCCCAAUUUGGCUUAUUACGUCAAAAUAUUUCAAAUGACUCUACUUCUGUACUUCAGUCCAGGUGGCCAGCACAAAGGAAGUCAUACGUGCAUAUGAAUCAAGAAAUUCAGGAAUCAAAAAUCAAAAAAGAUUAAAGUUUUCUCCUUACCGCUGUUCAACAAAUGCAACCUACAUUAAUUUUACUUUGCUCCAGACUGGUACAUACAGCAUCAAUAAGAAUACCUUGUGUUGAAUGUGUGUAUCCUCAGAAGAUAUUAUUACGAUCAAGUGCAUUUUCAUUUGUCUCAUCAUGAUUUGUCCCUUUGGGUUUAGCAGUCACACCCAAUCCCAUGAGGUUCAAAAAUUAAAAUGGUGUUUUCCAUCAAAAGACCAUCUUUUUUGCACUAAAUGGACAAAAUAAUUUAUGAGGCUGUUUACAUGAGAGAAAAAUGGAUGUUUUGUACCAUUAAGGCCUCUGGAGCUUGAUCUACAACCCAUGUUUUGUUGGUUUUCCUCAACAAAUGACUAUGAAAACAUCACUGAUCAAUGGAUGCUUGUCUUGUAUCCUACUUCUGCAGUCAUCAGCGGUGUCAUCAGUUUGUGCUUUAUUUGUGAACUGAUUAAGUCCAUAAAAUUAGCAUUUUCAAGGAAUACAAUCUUGUCUCAGUGUCCCCUGUGAAAGUUCCAGAUUAAAAACCCUAAAAAAAAAACCCUAAAACCCCUAAAACCCCUCCAUGCCUUCUAAAUUCCAGUGGUACAUAUGUAAGUAUCCCCCCCGUGCCUUCGGAUUUCCAGUUCAAAGAGCUCCCCCACUUGCCCUCAGAAUUCCAAAAAGCCAUCCUUGAUAUGGUCUGGAUAUUUUGGGGGGUAGGGUUUCCUACUUAGGGUUUUGCUUGUUUGAAGAUUGCUAAGCAGUCAAUCAACAUCCUUGUGUUUUCAAUCCCGUAGAAUCAACUUCUGUUCCACUGAUUAGUUGGAAGAGAAUUGUGGCUUCUACUUUUUGUAAAAAAAAUAUGUUGACCAUUUUUAAUCAGAAUGAUGUUUUUGUUUGAACGUAAUAAGGAUUGAAAACAUGGAUGACUCCAUUUGCAGGGCGUGGUUCUAGCCUAGCUCUUAGGAACAUCAGCAACAUCCCACUGGAAAAGACAUNUUCCAUCAAAAGACCAUCUUUUUUGCACUAAAUGGACAAAAUAAUUUAUGAGGCUGUUUACAUGAGAGAAAAAUGGAUGUUUUGUACCAUUAAGGCCUCUGGAGCUUGAUCUACAACCCAUGUUUUGUUGGUUUUCCUCAACAAAUGACUAUGAAAACAUCACUGAUCAAUGGAUGCUUGUCUUGUAUCCUACUUCUGCAGUCAUCAGCGGUGUCAUCAGUUUGUGCUUUAUUUGUGAACUGAUUAAGUCCAUAAAAUUAGCAUUUUCAAGGAAUACAAUCUUGUCUCAGUGUCCCCUGUGAAAGUUCCAGAUUAAAAACCCUAAAAAAAAAACCCUAAAACCCCUAAAACCCCUCCAUGCCUUCUAAAUUCCAGUGGUACAUAUGUAAGUAUCCCCCCCGUGCCUUCGGAUUUCCAGUUCAAAGAGCUCCCCCACUUGCCCUCAGAAUUCCAAAAAGCCAUCCUUGAUAUGGUCUGGAUAUUUUGGGGGGUAGGGUUUCCUACUUAGGGUUUUGCUUGUUUGAAGAUUGCUAAGCAGUCAAUCAACAUCCUUGUGUUUUCAAUCCCGUAGAAUCAACUUCUGUUCCACUGAUUAGUUGGAAGAGAAUUGUGGCUUCUACUUUUUGUAAAAAAAAUAUGUUGACCAUUUUUAAUCAGAAUGAUGUUUUUGUUUGAACGUAAUAAGGAUUGAAAACAUGGAUGACUCCAUUUGCAGGGCGUGGUUCUAGCCUAGCUCUUAGGAACAUCAGCAACAUCCCACUGGAAAAGACAUUGAGCAGAACUCCAUGUAUGCCACGCCAAAACUCACACAAGACAAGUAAGAAGUGAUGUUGUCAUUGCAAGCUAAGGCAUCGACAUUUUUUACCUUUUUUAUAACAGAUGCUGAAUAAGUCCAGGCUAUCCACUCUAUCCCAUUUCUUCAGCCAGGGCAAACCCUUUCUAAGGUCUGAUAUUGAUAUAUUGAUAUAUAUUGAUAUUAAAAGACACGACAAUACUCUAGUUGUUUACCCUUAUAAUAACCAAAUCCUUCUAGCUCUGAUCCACAUAUACUGGUAAUUUGGUUUUGUCUCACUUCAGGGAGACAGUGACUUGUGUAUCAAAUUUGAAAGAAGUUGAAGUGAUCACCCAUUUGCAGAAGUUUUAUUGUGCCAAAUAGAUUUGUUACUGUUUCAUAUUUCAGAUAGAAAGUUGGUGUCAAGUAGUGCUUUGCUAGCGAAAGUUAGCUCCAAUGAUGAUAAAGACUGCAAAACAUACAGAAAAGAAUUACAGAGGUAUAGAUCUAGCUUUUUGGCAAUGGUACUAAGGUGUGCUUUUACACUGAGGUGCAAACUUUACAACAUAAUUCUAUAGUCUUUUUGCACCCAAGUGUAUAAAUGGGUUGCUAGGUAACCCUUCAGCACACAAGCAUCCCAUUCAUUUGUGUAAGAAGUUAUUAUUAUCUAGCUACCAAGGUGUGCUCCAUUUGUCUGGGUGCUUUGUGCGUUAUUUUUUGCCUUUACCUUUUGCAACUGAAUACUUGUUGUUUUUUUUGGUUAAUAACUUGACAAGUGAAAAUUAAAUUUAACAUACCAGCCUGAUGGGAACUGUAAGUAAUAAUGUCUACUGCCCCUUUGUGUGAAACUCAGUGAUGACAGACUAGUAGCAAUGGGGUGGUAAUGAAAUGAUCAUGAUUUUUGCUUUUUGUCUGUUACAUCUUUUAUAGGGCUAAACUUCAUUCCAAGAAGGCACCACUUAUGAAAUCAAAACAUCUCACCUCAACAACUACUUAUUCAUUCAAAUCAAUGUCUUGUUGUUCCGUGUGUGGAAGUGUAGUGUGCAAUAAUGAACAUUCUUUGUCCACUGUCAAAUCCAUGUCGCUAUGCAAGUCCUGCCUUGAUGAUGUCAAUUCAGAUGACUUCUCUGUUGGUGAUGUCCCAACUAGUGCCUCGCAAGUUUUACAGCCACACAAUUCAACACUUGUGGAGGAGGACUUAACAAUUCAGCUGAGAGACAUAAUCCCUCAGGAUUUAUCAGCAAUAAUGGGUGAGUAGAAUUUCCAUUACCAUGUUUCAGUUCUGCAGCAAAUUAAAGCUCAAGGAGCAAAGGAAAAAUUUUAUACUCUACUACAGCGAUAACAAGCCUUUGUACACGUAGUAGUAAUGAAUAAUAUUCUGCAUUGAAGGAACCUCUCAUGUGCAACUUUGGGGUAAAAAAUAAUUCUAUUUUGAUAUGACUGUUUUCUUAGAGGAGCCAGUAGAUGAAAAAGAACAGGCUGAAGCAGCCCAAAAGAAAACAGAGGAUGCACUGGGCUCAUAUGAUCUGUUUGACAAAGAGGUGAACUUAAAGUAUAUUUUUGCAAAGAACCUUUUUUGAUCCACAACACCCCUUAAAAGGAAGCCUGGCCCCAUUUGUUUAAAAGGUGGAUAACUCUAUCUGUGGGAUAAACCUCUAUCCACUGGAUAGUGCAUUUCCUAAUACUUAUCUGCUGGAUAGUGAUUUAUCUGGCCCCGGUUGUUCAAACGGUGGAUAGCGCUAUCCAACGUUUGAACAACCGGGGCCAGGUGGAUAGCACUAUCCAUCUUUUGAACAGCCAGGACCUGGCUCCAGUUGUUCAAACGUUGGAUAACGCUAUCCACCGGAUAAAUCACUAUCCAGCGGAUAGCGUAAUUGGUUUCCCUAAUACUUAUCUGCUGGAUAGUGAUUUAUCUGGUGGAUAGCACUAUCCAUCUUUUGAACAGCCAGGACCUGGUGUGUCUUUUUAUCCAUGAUUAGGGCUUUUAUGCUGAAUAAAUACAUAGCUAAAUAAAUUGAGCGUUCUAGUAUACUUUUCUUUGUCACCAAAAGUUGUACCAGAGUAAACAAGCACAAAACAAGGUUAACUUUUGUUAUUACAUUUACUUCUCUAGCACUUCUGUCAGUAUCCACUCUUGCUUCCCACUUUGCUAACUAAAAUAAAUGUUCCGUUUUAAAAUGAUCCCAGGGUUGAUUUAAUAAAACUUUUACAAGUGUAGUCAUUGUUUUAGGGUCCGAGAACAAUAGCCAUUCUUGUAAUUACACUUGCAAAAGUUUUAUUAAAUUGACUCCUGAAUCUUGACAAAACAACAGUGCAAAUGUUAUAAUAAUAAUAAUAAUCUUUAUUGAGAUGACUUUUUCAUAUAAAAUAUGGUUUUCAAAAAGGAUCUCAUAAAAUUUAAAAAAAAUACAAAAUACAAAAUACACACAAUUCGCAAAGACAUUAAAAAUCUAAAAUAUGUAAAAACUAUUAAAAUUUACAAGAUAUUAACUGAAAUUCAUUUAAAUUACAAAUUUAAAAAGAUUACGUUUAAAAAUAUUCAGAUUGCCUGGCUAAGCGAGUUAAAAUCCUUGAUGGCAUGAAAUGCAGUCCGUUGUUUGCCCCAAUUCCUCUUGACACUUGGAAGUCUGAGAUUCAGCUUAGUUCUGGUAUUAUAAUCAUGUUGUUCUUGCUGUCUUAUGAAGUUCAUAUCAUGCUCAACGAGUCCAUUUAAACACUUAUACACAUAAAUACAUCUUCUCUGAAAACGCCUUUUUCCUAAUGGAACCCACUUAAGAGUGGCAAGCGCUUGCGUUGCAGAUGAAUAAAGAGGUCUGUCUAAAAUUAUUUUAGCAGCCUUAUUCUGCAAGACUUGCAAACUGGUCAUUAAGGUUACAUUAUGCUUGUCUCCCCAAACAAGGUCUGCAUAAUCAAAUAAAGGCAUGACAAGACUAUUAUAAAAAAGAAGGCGCGCACUAAAAGGUAAUAAAUGCUUAAUGCGAUUAAGGAGACCAAGCCUUUGAUUAAUUUUGCCAGCAAUGUAUUCAACAUGAUUUGUCCAUGUAAAAUCAGAUAAUAUAAAAAUUCCAAGGUAUUUGAAGCUGUUGACAUUAUUUACAUUGUGGUCGAAGAUUGAUACUAUUAGAGCCAUUUUGCUUUUCAAUUUCCUAUUACUACCUACAAGCAUAGAUUUGGUUUUCUCGAGAUUCAAAGUUAGCUUGUGAUCGUUUAGCCAUUUCGCUACGGCCAACAAGACACGAUUUAGCUUCUCACUGAGCUCCUCGGAAGAUGAGCCGUGACAGUAAAUCACGGUGUCGUCUGCAUAGAGGGACGCACAGCAGCAUUCCAGAAUGCUUGGCAGAUCAUUGAUAUAAAUAACAAACAACAAGGGGCCUAAUAUGUUACCCUGAGGCACCCCGUGAGUUACUGGCAACUCGUUAGACAUCUCAUUCCCACAAGAUGUACGCUGUUUUCGGUCAGUGAUAUAGGAACAAAACCAUUGAAGCGAAUUUCCAGACAAACCAUACGCCGAUAGCUUAGACAAUAAGAUCUGAUGAUCCACCGUGUCAAAAGCUGUUGUUAUAUUGUCUAAUAUUAUCUUUUCUCAAUGAUACUAUGACUCUCAAAUGAUUAGUGGCCACUAUUAGUAAUUACUGACACCAAAGUCAAAAAAUUAGAUUGUUCUUGAGAACCUGACUAACCCUAUAUUAAUUACAUUCAUUUACAGUUUAUUUUAAUAAUUAUUAUUAAAUAUUACUUUUCAGGAAAUUGCAGAUGCCCCAGAUCUUCCUAGGUGUAGCACUCCAGUGGAUUCAGGAAAAAUACAAGGACUCAAUCUGGUGAAUUAGUUUGCUGUAGUGAUAAAUGGCACAUUUACUUCUUCCCUUUAAAUGAUUUAACUGAAUGUCACAAAGGAAAAAGAUCAUAAGAAAUGAGGUUUUUAGUCAGUGACACAGAUGACCUGAAGAAAAUAAAAAUAUACAGUGUUCUGCCAGGAGGAGUUGAAUCUAUAACCUUCUUUGUGGUUACUAGUCCAAGUCAGGUGCUCUGUUACCUCAGUUAACCCUUUAAGUCCCAAUAUCCACAUACAAAUUCUCCAAACUGGUCUUCAUACAUUUCCUUAGAGAAUGAGUUAAGAGAAUUUGGUAAAAGAUCAAGGUAUUUUCUCUUUGGUGAUCAUUUUAUUAAUUCUCAUAACCUAAUCUCUUAACAAUGUAUGAUAGCGUUAGGAGAAUAUUGGUGUUGGACACCACUGGGACUUAAAGGGUUAAGGAGACUUGAAGGAACUAUACCGUAAGGCCUUUUACUACAGUGAAUAAUCUGACAAACACCUUGCAUACUGCUGAGACUGGACUGUUGAUAGGUGGUACAUGUAUAUAAGCCUGCCUGGCUACCCUGAAGGGAGAUAGAAGGGUCCCGGCUCACAUGGUGGUGUUCAGUUGAAUCUCUUGUUAAACAUAAAACGACUACUAAUAUCAUUGAUUUAUUCAAUUUACAGCCUGACACCUCUCCAAUAACAGUCAAUAAUGAGAAGACUUCUGAUCCUGUGAAGUCAAAAUCUAAAAGCAUAAAUCAGGUAAUUUUUCAAAGAGCAACACGCUUUUAACCUGAAGCGGAGGAGUUUUUAUAAUCACUUGUAAAAAUGUUUAGACCACAAAAGUGGCCUUAAAUAUCAAUACCUCUUUUUGGCAGCCACUACCUUCUGAUGUUGCAAUGUUAUGUGGGGUAGGCAAUCUGCAGUGCAAAACUAGGAAAUAACCCUAGGCAACAUUUUUGUUUUGAAAAACCUAUCAAGUAAGGACAUCUGAAAUUCUAGGACUUUAAACACCCAUGGAGAAAGAUGAAAAAGUUAUUCAGAGCAGAAACAAGAAGAACUGAGAAUUGAAAUACUACGAUGGGAUUAAAAGAGUAUCUUAUGACAACUAUGGGAAGUAAGACAUUUUUUAUUUCUGGUCAUUUCUCAGGAACCAGAAUCCAGUAAAGAAGAUUUGCCCAAUGUUACUCCAGAGACAGUCUCCAAACAGGUGGGAUAUGAUCUUGUUUUCCACUUUACUGUACAUAAAGUUAUAAGUCUAAAGUGAAUUUUGACUCUUUUUGUCAAGUGUUUUGUUUGUUUGUAAUAUGCUGUUAAAAAUAUUAAAUAUCCUAUUAUUAUUAUUAUUAUUAUUAUUAUUAUUAUUAUUAUUAUUAUUAUUAAAAGCAGUAUUUAAUUUAUUGGUUUAGUCCCAAAGGACAUUAAUUUUAGUCCUUCGUGUUGUUUAAGCACAUUUAUCUAGUUCUUCAAAGUAAGGCUUUUUCUGUUGUACCAUUAUUUUGGUUUUAUCUUUUUUGUUACAAAGGACUGUAUCACCAUGAAGAAGCUUAAACAAAAGAGAAAGUUGGCAUACAGCAAGGACUUGGAUGAAUUACCAGACUGUACCCUGCUCCAUGCAAACACCAACAGAAAGCGACCAAUUAAGUUGCUUUUUAAGUGCGAUAAAAGCACUUGUUCUUAUAGCAGUCCUUUGACAAAUGUACCAAUUGAUACUCUCAUCCAGAGUCCAGUUAAUAAAAUAAAAAUAAGAAUAGAGCAAUAA